GUGGGCUACUGCGUAAUUAUAUAAACCCACGAGGAGAAAAUUAAUUAAAAAGAACCGAGAAAACGAAUUCUUGUUAAGACAUUCUUCCUCUUCGCAUCGGUUUGUUGCUUAAAGCCAGAGAUCUGCUUCUCUGGUUUUUCAAGAAUCGGAAAUGGACGGAAGCGGCGGCGGUGGUGACGGUGGCGGUUCCAUAGCCACACCUGUGCAAAAGAAGGCUCACGAGGCGUGGAGGAUUUACAAAUAUUACCUCGACAAGACUACGCCUCACUCGACCUACAGGUGGAUCGGAACGCUUGUCGUCUUUCUCAUCUACUCCUUGAGGGUUUUCUCUAUCCACGGUUUCUACAUCAUCUCCUACGCCCUCGGCAUCUACCUCUUGAAUCUCCUCAUCGGCUUCUUGUCCCCUCUUGUUGAUCCUGAGCUCGACCUCUCCUCUGAUGGUGGAGCUUCUCUCCCUACUCGAGGCUCUGAUGAGUUCAAGCCUUUUAUCCGCCGUCUCCCCGAGUUCAAAUUCUGGUACUCCAUGACUAAGGCCUUCUGCAUAGCCUUUCUCAUGACGUUCUUCUCCGUCUUUGAUGUCCCUGUCUUCUGGCCUAUUCUGCUUUGCUACUGGGUUGUUCUCUUUUUCCUCACCAUGAGACGCCAAAUCUCCCACAUGAUCAAGCACAAGUACAUCCCUUUCAGCAUCGGUAAACAGAAAUAUAGUGGCCGGAGAUCUUCUGCGAGUAGCGGUGGUGCCUCUCGUGCUGAUUGAUUUUGAUUAUUAGUUCCAGUUUGUUUCAUGUUGCUCUCUGUUAGUUCCCUCCGAAGUACCUCUUCUGUAAAUAUGAUUUAUUCCUACUUCAAACCGAACUCAUUCCCUUUGUUCUUUGUUUCGUUAGUUUCAUUUCUUGUUAUUGGAAGACUUCUUUUGAUG
Brassica rapa (field mustard) is the source of this 916-nucleotide messenger RNA. Its product is annotated as protein RER1B. Gene Ontology annotation, cellular component: Golgi membrane. The record is from RefSeq and is a predicted model, not a curated record. Lineage: Eukaryota; Viridiplantae; Streptophyta; Magnoliopsida; Brassicales; Brassicaceae. Gene Ontology annotation, biological process: retrograde vesicle-mediated transport, Golgi to endoplasmic reticulum; protein retention in ER lumen.